Messenger RNA from Olea europaea var. sylvestris, 443 nucleotides. RefSeq lists its product as uncharacterized. Lineage: Eukaryota; Viridiplantae; Streptophyta; Magnoliopsida; Lamiales; Oleaceae. The transcript has a single exon. The coding region runs from base 68 to 280 and encodes 70 amino acids. The record is from RefSeq and is a predicted model, not a curated record.
CGUGAAUUAUAGUCACAGCUGCUCAUUUAGAGAUCUAGAGAGAGAGUUCUAGGGAUAGAAAAAUUAAAUGGCAGAUUGGGGGCCGGUGGUGAUAGCGGUGGUGCUGUUCGUGCUGCUGACUCCGGGGCUGCUGUGUCAGAUUCCGGGGAGGAACACAGUAAUUGAAUUUGGAAAUAUGCAUACAAGUGGUCUUUCUAUUUUAGUUCAUACUAUCAUUUUCUUUGGGUUAAUCACUAUUUUCCUUAUUGCCAUUGGAGUCCAUGUAUAUACAGGUCACUGAGUUCUUGAUUCUGUAAUCUGUAAUCUGUAUUUUUUCUUUUUUUUGGGGGAAAUUUUUACAGUUCUUGUUUAUUGCGUUUGUGGUAUUUUGCUAGUUUCUCGAACUUUUAUCGAAGUUGUCAGAUCUGUGUUCCAUAUUGUUUAUAUGCGAUUUAUUAUUCUGA